Paramacrobiotus metropolitanus is the source of this 1352-nucleotide messenger RNA. RefSeq names its product translation initiation factor IF-2-like. The record is from RefSeq and is a predicted model, not a curated record. Lineage: Eukaryota; Metazoa; Tardigrada; Eutardigrada; Parachela; Macrobiotidae. The transcript has 5 exons. Bases 314 to 1228 code for a protein of 304 amino acids.
GCUAUUUAUUUCCACUCGUGUAUCCGUUAUCACUGGUGGGAACAUAUUUCAGUUUUUUUCUCUUAGUCCUAGAAGAAAGAUGAGUAACAGAUACGUGCGCAGCAGUCGUGUCGCAGAUACAAGCGGGCUGCUGAUAUUUGACAGUUGCUAUUUUGAUUUCUAGGUUCUAGAAUAUCAUAUUUUGAUUUUUUUUAGUUGUUAAAUUUGAAUCGAUCUUUCUAUCUGUGUAGUCCAGAACUGUGAACUUCUGACAUUGACCUAUCUGUGUGACUAAGUGUAACUCGGUUAAGUUCAGUUAAUCCUGAAGGUAAUAAUGGUUGUCAAACCCAAUCUUCUCCCUCGUCCCCUUAUGCUUAGUCGCGCUUCCAGCAUGGCGGAUCUUUCCCGCUCCUCCAGCUUCAGCGUGCUGGCACCGGAGGAAGGCAUGCAGCAAGAAUUGCUGGAAGGUCUCAAGAAAAUCGAGACAGCGCUUGGCAGUGUUUUGACCAUCCAAAAUGCUCGCAGUUCGGCCGAAACUGCCGUUAAAUCAGUAAACGACGGAGUUCUUCUUCCGGCAAAUUUCUUUGCUGGGAAUCCAGGUGAAAGUGCUGGCUACCCAGCAGGUCCGGACAGUGGAGAACCAUUAAACGAACUGGACGAGCAUGUUGACGUGCCUGAAAGAGCUGGCAACCCAGCUGGUGCUGGCUUCCCAGCAGGUGCUGGCUACCCAGCAGGAAACGCUCGCAUUGGUGGCAACGAACAGAAUAACAACAUGCAACGUGCUGGGCUGCCAGCUGGGUACGGUGGAAAUGCACCGCGCGUAGGAGGAUUUCGUCGUCGCCCUACUCGUCGGGAUGGGGAGCGCUCGCGCGGUUUCCAGGAAUUCCUGCAGAUGAAAAACGCGGAGCAGCGUCGUAUCCGCCAAGCGCGCGCUAUUGAAGACGACGCUGCGCGCCGUGCUCGUGACGAAGAACGUGCUGCUCGAGAUCUGCGCCGUCGACAGGAAGAUAUCAACUUGCAGCAGACUCGUGCCGCCGAGGAUGGAUGCCCGCUGGCAGCGCGAGGACAAUCGCGUGGAAACGGAGCGCGCACGCGAGGAUCUGCGCAAAGCGGAAGAAUGGGACGAAGCGGUGCGCACUAUGCGCAACCAGAAGUAGCGACCGCAGGGAAGCCUGCGCCGUCGGGUAGCCGACGCUUCGUUUUUGCAUUUGCCUUGAUGUUUCACAGAAAUUUGAUGGAGGUUGUUUGAUUCUUUCGUUUUUGAUAUCUAUUUGCUCUUCGCUUUUGUACAGAAUUACAAAAAAUGAAUUUGUUAAAUUGUUUUGUUACGAAAGAAUAGUAAACUGGUUCUGAUGGCAUCUACCAAAGCACAA